AUGGCCUCUGAAUUCCCCAGAAGACUUUACACCAAAGGGUUUGAACCAGUCCCGGAUAAAAGCAUCGGCUAUUACGCUGAUGAUUAUAGGCUGGUCCCUGCACUAAAGUCAGCUCUAGAGGAGGAUGAAUGGGAAGAGAUUUACGAGUCACCGUUGGGUGUCUUUUUAAAGUUCCACGAGUUGGAUUUUGGUUGGGCUUCUAGGCUGGUGCACCACAUGCUGACCUUUCAGAUAGUUUGCAAGCAGAGGUACGAGAUAUGGAGUCUCAUUGGUACCACUCCAAUUCAGUUUUCAUUGCAUGAGUUUGAGGAGAUCACCGGACUCAACUGCGGGUACGUGGAUAACUUGGCUUUAACUGAUCUUGCGCUUGAAGAUGACACGCGUGCAUUUUGGGAGCUAAUGGGGGUCGAUGCCGAGUCGGGCCCAAGCACUACCGAAAUUAUCGAAGCCUGUUCCAACUGCUCAUCAUGGUCUCGUGAUGAUAGGCUGCGGUUGGGUUAUCUUGGGAUCUACGCUGGUUUCAUAGUGGCAACGAGACUCGGCUCAUCCACAAAUGUCAACCAUGCCAGACUAGUGAUGGAUCUCGAAGGUUUUAAGGAGUUUCCAUGGGGAAGAAUUGCUUUUCAGCAUUUGAUCAAUUCUGUUAAGGAGAAAGAUCUCAGCAAAAACAUUCAUAUAGAAGGAUUUGUGCAAGCUCUUCAACUGUGGGUUUACUAUGCUCUACCGGAUUUUGCUGCUGAAUUUGGCGAACCAUUGCCAAAUGUUACUGAAGAACCUCUUUUGCUGGCUUACAAAGGAUCCAGAGGACGAAAGAACGUCAACGCCAACAUGCUAAAACAGGCUCGCAUACAGUCCUGCGUGGCUAAGGACUUGGCGGAUAUGUUUCCCGUGUGGGAUGAUGACGAACAGGAUCCAGAUAUUUUCAAGAUUGUCAAUGCACUCCAUGACCCCAAUUUCAAGUUCUCAAAAGACCAUUGGCCUUUGGAAGGUGUUUUGGGUGCACACAUCGUCAAGUCAGAAGCCGGAAAGAGGAGCCUUCCCUCAGAUGAAUCAAGUCGCAAGAGACCCUGCACAGCCUCUGCAUCUGCCGCAUCAUUCGUUGGUGAUGAAGGGGUCGGAGUUGUCGCUACUAUGAAAGCGCACUUCGACCAAUGCUUCAAUAGCUUUUCAACCAAGAUGCUGAAUGGUCUUGGUAGCUGUGAAAAGCAGAUCAAAAUUCUCACCGAGAAGGUUGAAUCUGUAGAGCGUGCGGUAGAAGAGUUGACUACAGGGUCGGCGAAGCACACUGAGGAAGAGCCAACCCAGCAGCAGGGCACUGGAUCCAAGAAGCAUGAAGGGAGUAAUUCAGAGAAAGAUGAUGCUCCGAAGAAGGCUAAUGUCAACGUUGGUGCGUGUGAGAGUGUUAACGCCCCCGGGGAUGCAAAAGGAAAGAAGGCUGCCGUUAAUGAAGAAGAGGCCCCAGAGCCUAGUAUUUGUGAAAUUGACCCGAAGACGUGUGAUGUAGACUUCGAUGCGGUUGCACUUGCCAAAAAUGCCAAAGCCAGAGAAGCGGCUCAGCUAGUUGCCCGAGCAACGAGUGCCCGACACCGCCAGCUGGCUGAGACACAGAAGAGUCCCUUCUUAGGAAACAGCACCGCAAAGGCCAUCAUUCCAUCGUCGGCAUCUCACUCCGGCCGUGCCCGUGGAUAUGAUCCUUUUGAUCAAACCGGUGUCAGGGCGAAGCAUACCACUCUAAUGAACUUUAUCAAAUCAAACCCGUAA
Messenger RNA from Eutrema salsugineum, 1761 nucleotides. RefSeq lists its product as uncharacterized. The record is from RefSeq and is a predicted model, not a curated record. NCBI's taxonomy places the organism in Eukaryota, Viridiplantae, Streptophyta, Magnoliopsida, Brassicales, Brassicaceae. The transcript is spliced from 3 exons. Bases 1 to 1761 code for a protein of 586 amino acids.